CUUAUAGGGAAUUCAUUAAUAGAAUAACUGGAUAGCCAUAAUCGAAAAGUUAAACAUGUGUUUGAUGCAUUAAAAUUUUCACAAAUUUUUUCUAAUUGAAAUAACCAUGGAACAGCAAGAUGACAAUUUUGAAGAAAUACCCAUCCACCAUCUUUUUGUGCUUUUUUAAUAAGCAUUUCUGCUUUUUUUUGCUGUGUGUCUUUCAUAGAAAGAGAAAUAUAUUUUGAUGAAUAGCCAAUGGUACUUGCAUAAGCAGAAAGAAAAGAAAGAGGCAAAGAGUAGCUUGGUAAAAUAAAUAAAAGCGGAUGAAGGCAACUAGAUUCUGCAUACGACUGUGACAUUGUAUAUUGAGAUGAGUAGUUAAACAUUUUUCCCAAAUAAUUCUCCACAAAAUAUAUUAUAUGAUAAAUAAUCUUAUCUGGCUCUGUAAUUUUAGCUAAUAUUAAAUUUUGAAAUGGGCCUAACGUUUUAUUCCAUGGAUCUGGUAAUGUUCGAGUUUCUAAAUGAUCUGAGGUCCAAUAUAUUUUCCAAGCUAUAUCAUUAGAAGAAAUAUCCUGUGCAAGACCAUGAAAAUUGGAAAGUAUAGGAAAAGAAACAAUUGUAAGAGUAACUGAUUGGCUACGUGGAAUGUGGGAAAUGAGACGUCGUAAUAGCCCAGUUCAACAAUGGGUUGAUUCUAUACCAUCACCUAUAAAAUCAAGUGUACCUAUCUCAAUUGACGUUAAGUCUAGCACUUCGGUAAUACCUACACCAGCUAAAGACAUUCCAGUUUUAAAGGGAAACUAUUCCAAGAUUCCUACUAUGACUGUAUCAGCUCCUAUAAAUGUGCCUGGCUCAUCAGCAGUCAAUAUGUCUACUAAAAUACCUAGUUCUCUUCCUCAUGGUAGACUUGCACGAGACCAAAGUUUUCAAUCAGAUAGUAGCCAUUGCAGUAGUAUAGAAAGUUUAUUAGAACUGAGAAAAGCAGAUCCUGAAGCAGUUUUACUUAGUCUUGGAUUUGGUGGUUGUUCCAAUAGUCCUCAGGAAAGUGGUCCAUUAUCUCGUAUACCUAAAAGGUUUUUACAACCAUCAAAAUUAAAAGGAAUUGCUAUAAACGACUUUGUUAAACAGCAACAAGAAACAAGUGAAUCAUUUGAUUCCGUAUCUUUGGGAUACAGGGGUCUAACAGGUUCGCCAUAUGUAGCACCAUCUGAAAUAGUCCAAAAAAUUAUGGAACGAUUACGCGAGCACGAAUCACAUGAAAUGGAUGCUUAUGCAAUAUACAAUCCUUAUGAACAAUAUAACAAAAUAUAUCCACAACCCAGACAUUCCGUAUUAUCACCGGACAAUAGACAAUUUUUGGACCAGCCACGAUCAAAAAGCCCCGAUAUGCGUAAUAAGCGCAUGAUUAUUGGACAAAAGUCUUUUGCUUUUGGACAUAAUGGUGAUUUAAUUGAGAUAUGCUUACCAAAUACAAAAAAAACAACAUCACAUGAAAAGGUGAAUGAUCAUUGUACUAUUAACGAUAUUUCUAAAUUAAGAGAAUUAAAGGAAAUGCAUAUAAAGCCAGAAAAAACAUCUAUUAAUAAAUCAGAUGAAUCUAUCAAGAGGAAUUUAUCUGAUCAAUUUAAUGAUAGUACAGAAUUUUUUGGAACUGACGAAUUAUCAAGUAAUUAUUUCGAUGACCAAGUAACUCUUAAUAUGAAAUAUAAAACUAGAGAAAAAGAGCACUCCAAAUCAAUUGCUAUUAUAACAGAGAAAGAUGGCAAUAUUUUCUCUAAACAUGUUGGUACUCGACGUGCUAGUGAAGGAUAUAAUGAAGUUAAUUUAGGAGAGAAUAAUAUCAUCCCAGAUGGUAGAAGAUUUAGUGAUAGUAUAAUCAUGAAAAACCAAAUUAAUGAAAGUUUAUUAGAUAAAAGAAGAGGUUUGAAACGUCAAGCAAGGGUAAAUGAAUUGGAUGCAGAAAGUUUCUAUAGUUCAAACCUAAUAUCUAAAGCAUCGCAAGAUAAAGAAUCUGAAUCUGAUCUAUCAUUUGAUUCAUAUGCAACAUCAGAAAAAAUAAUAAACAUUAAAAAAUUAAAUUCUACUGUAGAAUCUACAGAUGAAGACGAGUGUUUAAGUACAGAAAAGACCAACGAAAAUUACGGUCCAUUUAAUACUUAUAAAUAUUCUCCAAGUGUAAGCACAAAUACCUCAAGUACAUCUACAACGACUUUAUUAAAGACAAAAGAUAAAUGUUGUAAAAAGAAAAAUCGAACUUGCGAUUGCAAAGAAAAAAUAGAUCAUAUUUAUAGAACUGAAGACAUGCAUGCAGAUUGUUGCUGUCAAUUCGAUGAUAGUAAAUGCUGGGAGAAAGUAGAAAAAAUAAUGCAAGAAAAUAAAAAAUUAGAGGAUAUUGUAGCAAAAAGCAGAAUAGAAAUGGCAGAAAUCCGUGAUAUGUUAAAUAAUGUUUUAUCUGUCAGAAUGGAACCUGGUUUUUGAUAGUAUAAUCGAAAGAUCUAUUUAAAUGAAUUUUUAGCGGGUAUUAAUUGUUUAAUAGAUGAUAAUUAUUUAACAGCAUAUAAACAACAAACAAUAAUAUAUUGUAGGAAGCAAUCUAAGAUAUUUUUAAAUCCUUUUUUCUAAAUACUUUACGAAAUCUUUUUUUAUAGAUAAUAGAAAUAAGAGGCUACAAUCUAAUAGAGAAUAACUAAGAUAGAUUAGUUUGCUAAAAAGUUAGUUGAAUUGUCAGCAAUAAACGUGCUAAAAUCUGAAUAUAUAGAAAAUGUUAUAGGCCUAUUAUUUGCCUAUUUUUAUGUGCAAAAAUACAUGUACAUGCAAUGUAUAUACAAAUAUCUUUCAAAAACAAAAAAAAAAAAAAAAAAGAAAAAGAAAUAUAUAUCUUCGCGAUACCGAUUACGUACAUUGUACGUAUAUAUACGCGAUAUGUAGCAGUGUUUUAUUUUUUAAAUGUUAUUAUUUUAAUAUGGGGCUGUGGAUAAAUAGGAAAAGAUAUAUUGCUUUAUUAUCCAAUAUUUUCAAAAUAUGGAUAUUGUUAAAUAUUUUCGUAAGUCAUGAUUUUAGAGCGACAAUGUCUCAAUAUAACAUUUGUGUUUUAGUGUAUACAAUAGUUAUUAUUAUUAAAAAUUUUUAAUAUUUUUAAUCGACACUAAUAAAUUAUAAAUUGUUUUUUUAAUUCAUUAAAAUUUUAUUUAAGUUUAUAUUUGUUAUUAUUAAAUAUAUGCACAAAAGGAUUUUAUAUAUGUAAUUAUUUAAUAUGAAGGUUUUAAUGUCACAUUACAAAAAAAAAUUAAUUUGAUAUAACUGAUAUAUUAGUUAUAUAAAAUAAAAACAAAGGACCAAAAAUUCCAGUCUUUUGUUGAUUCUUUAAAUAUACACUAAUUUAUGUCAAAUCAAUGCUACUAUAUAUAUAGUAGCAUAUGUAUAUAUGCAAUGCAAUCUUUUUAUACGCUUUUUCUUUUAAUAUUCAAAACACACGUUUGCUUACAUUCAUUUAUAAUCUUCCUUACUAAUGUAUAAUCUAUUGGUUCAGUUAAUGUCGAUCAUACUUGAUUUUUUUUUUAAUUAAAUUAUAUUUCAUAUUACGAUUUAAUAUGAUAUAUAAACACAAUUAUGCUUACGUACAGAAUAAAAUAGGAUGAUUAAACGGUUUUAUAUUCACGUUUUAUACUUGUUAAUAAGAUUAUGUAACUUUUAUUCUAUUCUACAUUGACAAUCAAAAUUAUAAAUUAUACUUGAGCAAUAUAAGAACUGUAUGUGCAAGAAUUAUUUCUUGAUUCACCUAGCAUAUUUACAUUCUUAUUUUAAUAGUAUUGGAAAACAUGAUAUAUGUUCUUCCCUAUAUUUUUACACGAAAAAACGCCAUAAAUUACAUAACAUUAUUCAUUUUUAUUAAGAUAUAUGGGGCUCAUGAUAAGAUGUUAAGUACACGAUAUUAAAUAUUCUUGCAAAAUUUAUAUCUUUACUGAUGUUUUUUUUUAUUAUUUUUUUUUUUUUCUAUAAAGACCAAUUUUGCUUUUAUCAUCAGAAGAUUUACUAAUUUUAUAUAUAUACAUAUAUAUAUAUAUAUAUAUAUAUAUAUAUAUAUAUAUAUAUAUAAAAUGUAAAUCAAGAUUAAUUGUAAAUGCUAUUUUCCUUCUGUGAAGGAUAUUCAUGCAUUUACCUUUUUAAAGGUGUCACUUCGUUUGAAAUUGUGAUGAUUUAUUACAUUUUUCAAUCUGCCUACGAAAUAAAGAAGCACAAUGGAGAUAAUUUAAAAAAUUUUAGUUUAGUUAUGAAAUAAAAUAAAAGAUGUAUUAAGAGCACUGUAGAAAAAAGAUAUAAUGUAUAAAUAUGGGAAAACUAAAUAAAGAUCUACUAUAAGAUUUUCUUUAUGCAA
Vespa velutina is the source of this 4357-nucleotide messenger RNA. RefSeq lists its product as uncharacterized. The transcript has 5 exons. Lineage: Eukaryota; Metazoa; Arthropoda; Insecta; Hymenoptera; Vespidae. The record is from RefSeq and is a predicted model, not a curated record. Gene Ontology annotation, molecular function: signaling receptor binding. The coding region runs from base 628 to 2460 and encodes 610 amino acids.